Messenger RNA from Daphnia carinata, 767 nucleotides. RefSeq lists its product as uncharacterized. Gene Ontology annotation, cellular component: extracellular region. The record is from RefSeq and is a predicted model, not a curated record. Gene Ontology annotation, molecular function: hormone activity. Bases 114 to 584 code for a protein of 156 amino acids. NCBI's taxonomy places the organism in Eukaryota, Metazoa, Arthropoda, Branchiopoda, Diplostraca, Daphniidae. The transcript has 4 exons.
GGGCUGACUGACAAUCUUGUUUUCAUUUCGUUUCAAUCGCUCUGAGCUGAUCCAUCUUUCUUCAAAUAGUUUCAAAGUUUACUUGCCCUUCAUUCAACGAAUUUAUCGUGAAAAUGACGGUCGUUUCGCCUGAAAAAACAGUGAGGUGUUGGGCAUCACUUCUGCUCGUAUUGGCUUAUGCCAGUUUAACGUUUGCCCGUCCACAUCAUGCCGAAACGCAGCCGAUGUUGAUGCGCUUCUGUGGCCGUGAACUGACGCGAGUCAUUGACGAAUCCUGCUCGGUUUUUAAGAUUCCCUCUCAUCUCGAUCUGGUCGCUCUCAAUCAGUCUUCUUCGCACGCAGAAUCUACCCCAGAAGACCCAACCGAAAGCCAAUUGACACAACGGACGGAAUUGGAUAAUAGCAAACGGGAUUCUCUGUUACGACAGUGCUGCGUGAUUGGCUGUACCGAGGAGGAGUUGAUCACCUUCUGUCACGCCGAUAGGAAUCAAAUUGCGGAAGCAGCGCUCCAGCUGAGGCAUGAAGACAUGGAAAUGGAUUGGCUUUAUGAAUUUUUACCGCGAAUCGGAGCCACCCAUGAAUAAAUUUUGGGGAAAUCCAUUAGGUUUGUUUUUCGUUAUGAUUUAGCCGUUGAAACCUCAUCGAAAUGUUUCCUCUUGUUUGUUUGUAAACGAAUUUCCGCUUCGAACGACGCAUUAAAAAUGCAAGUUAUAAUAUAAUUAACCUUUGAUGCAUCUAUUAAUAAAACGAAUGUAUUUCAACUUCAA